UUAAGAUACUGUAGCAGUCAAUACUUCAGACUUCAUUUAGCAAAAUAUUAUCCUCUCUGCCUGGAAGCCUAUAGUGUGGAAAGAUCAAUAUCUUUUCUACUUCCAUACUUGUACUACUAAAAAGUGUUGUUCAAUAGUUAAUACUUAAGUUAGCUGUUAGUAAAUUAAUAAUGAAUAAUAGUUAAUUUUCAGUAAUUAACUAUGCUUGUUAAGUAGUGUGAUACAGGUGAAUUAAUAAAGAGAUGAAGUAGAGAAAUUAAAUAGAAGGUCCAGAUAUUCUCAAGUAUAUAGGGAUAUGUAAAUAUAAUAGAGAUGGCAUUUCACAUCAAUUGAGAAAAUAUGGAUUAUAUAAUAUGUAUUGCUAAACAAAACAUACAGGGAAAAAAAUCUUCAUAAGGCAAAAAUGCUUUAAUAGUCAUAUGAGUAACUAAGAAAAAUUAUUUGCAACUUAAAAUAGACAAAGAGUUAAUUUACUAAAUUAAAAAAGAAGAUAAUGUCAACCAAUUAGGAAAUAAAAACCCGUGAGAAAAAUAGACAUCCUAUAAGAAGAUACCAUCACAGAAAAGAAAUAAAAGGAGCUUCUUCUCACUCAUAAUAAGAAACAUGUAAAUUAGAACUACAAUAUCUGAUAGGCAGAGAUUAAAAAGUUAUUGUCAACUGCGUUCUUCGGUGUAUGUGGAGGUAUUCUCACACACUGCGGUGACAGUGUAAAUUGGUAGAAAGUCCGUGAAGAACAAUUUAGAAAUAUAUAAUAAACCUGUAUUCCAUGGGAGAUGGAAGGUAGAGCUGCAGAGGGGAAAGCACAAUAUUCCCUCUCCAAGCUACAACAGAUUCCCAGAAUCCAUUCUGUCUCUCCAAGAGACUAGGUUUCUGGUGUUGGUGAGGGAGCAGGAUUUGUCCAUUUUCCCACUAAUCUCCAUCUUGAAUUUGUGUGGGGUACACAGCGUGGGCAAGUGCUGAAACAGUGAAUAUUGAUGCAGAUUUAACUGAGUUAUUCUGGGAGAUCUAAGUCAAAUGUGGUUUCACAUGGCUCUUUGUAUCCUCCCAUCUCUGCCAUCUCAGGAUUCUUUCCUGUUCCAAAAGAAGACCUCAAAAGAGAAGGUUCAUCUCUUGCAAAUCUCAAAGCCAUGCCUCAGGAUGAACUAGAGUAUGCCCUUACAGGGAUCAGUGUCAUUCAAGGAUGUGACUGUGGACUUCACCCAAGAGGAGUGGCAGCAACUGGACCCUGCUCAGAAGACCCUCUACAGGGACGUCAUGUUGGAAAACUAUUGCCACCUCAUCUCUGUAGGGUUUCACAUGACUAAGCCCGAUAUGAUCCGCAAGUUGGAACAAGGGGAAGAACUAUGGACAACAGAGAGGAUUUUCCCAGGUCAGAGCUGCCUAGAAGAAGAUGGGAAAGCUGAAGAUGUUUUAGUGAAGUUCAAAGAAUACCAAGAUAGGCAUUGUAGAUCAGUUGUUUUCAUCAACCACAAAAGACUAAUAAAGGAAAGAAGUAAUAUUUUGGGGAAAACUCUUACUGUAGGCAAGAACCGUAUCAUUUCAAAAACAACACUAUGUGAAUAUAAACCUGAUGGAAAGGUUUUGAAAAACAUUUCAGAAUUAGUCUACAGAAAUAUAAGCCCUGUAAGAGAGAAAUUUGGUGAGAGUAAUGGAUGGGAGAAGUCACUCCUCAAUGCUAAGCGUGAGAAGAUUCAUACUGCAGUGAAUCUCUAUAAACAAACAGAAAGAAGUCUGAGUGGUAAACAAGAGCUUAUUCAGCAUCAGAAGGUUCAAACUCCAGAGCAAUCAUUUGAACAUAAUGAAUGUGAAAAGUCCUUCCUUAUGAAAGGAAUGUUAUUUACACAUACUAGAGCUCACAGAGGAGAAAGACCCUUUGAAUACAAUAAAGAUGGAAUAGCCUUCAUUGAAAAGUCAAAUCUCAGUGUCCAUCCACAAAAUCUUAUGGAGAAGAAGUCCCAUGCAUAUAGCAAAUAUGGGAAAUUCCUCUGCAGGAAGUCCAUUUUUAUUAUGCAUCAGAAAUCUCAAACAGAAGAAAAACCCUUUCAGUGUCCUUACUGUGGGAAUAACUUUAGAAGGAAGUCAUAUCUCAUUGAACAUCAGCGAAUUCACACAGGUGAGAAACCUUAUGUUUGCAGUCAAUGUGGAAAAGCUUUCCGUCAAAAGACAGCCCUCACUCUUCAUGAAAAAACACAUAUAGAGGGGAAACCCUACAUUUGUAUGGAUUGUGGGAAGUCCUUCCGCCAGAAAGCAACCCUCACUAGACAUCACAAAACACAUACAGGGGAGAAAGCCUAUGAAUGUACUCAAUGUGGAAGUGCUUUUAGAAAGAAGUCAUACCUCAUUGAUCAUCAGAGAACUCACACAGGAGAGAAACCAUAUCAAUGUAAUGAAUGUGGAAAGGCAUUUAUCCAGAAGACAACCCUCACUGUACAUCAGAGAACUCACACAGGAGAAAAACCCUAUAUUUGUAAUGAAUGUGGGAAGUCCUUCUGUCAAAAGACAACCCUCACUCUCCAUCAAAGAAUUCAUACAGGGGAAAAACCCUAUAUUUGUAAUGAAUGUGGGAAGUCCUUCCGCCAGAAGGCAAUCCUCACUGUUCAUCAGAGAAUACAUACAGGAGAGAAAUCCAAUGGAUGUUCUCAGUGUGGGAAAGCCUUUAGUCGGAAAUCAAACCUCAUUCGCCAUCAGAAAACUCACACAGGAGAGAAACCAUAUGAAUGUAAAGAAUGUGGGAAGUUCUUCAGUUGUAAGUCAAACCUCAUUGUCCAUCAGAAAAUUCACAAGGUAGAAACCAUGGGAAUUCAGUAAAGGAUGUGACUUUUUUUUUGUAAAAAACUUUUAAAGUCAUAGUAAACCCUGUACAUGAUGUUGCUUGAAAGUGUAAUAAUGUUCAACUGUUUAAGGUGCUCUACCACAUAUUUACCUGCUGUUUGCUAGCCUAUAGAACACACACACAAAAGAAUUACUAGAGAAAUUAAAUGACAAAAGUCAUUGAAAAUACAAGCCCUAAUUUUUUAUUAUUAAAUUCAGCAGACGUAAACUUCCUUUAUCAAGUUACUGAAAACAUUUUAAAUUGCCUUUCUAAAAUUUUAAAUUUCAGUACCUACCUUGUCGUGAACCAGUAAUAAACAAUUGGCCGACUGGCAGUAGUCCAUGGACCACACUGGUGAGAAGUGCUUUAAAACAAAGGAGGUGUGAACUGUAUUUCUUAUUCCAAAUAUGGAAUAAAAAUUAUUUGUUACCUCCUCAAAGUUAAUCAUAGUUCUGACUUCUAACAUUAUAAGUUAGUUUUUGCAUAUUAUGUAAACUCUUAUAUAAAUUGGAUUAUACAUCAUGUAUUCUUUCAUAUAUGGCUUGUUUCAUUCAUCAUUAUGUCUCUGAAACUCAUUGUUACUGCAUGUGGCAGAAGUUCAUUUAUUUUCAUUCUGUAUAGAAUUCCAUUAUAUGGUUAUAUCACAAUUUAAUCCAAUUUAUUGUUGGUGGACUUUUCAUUAUUUGCAGCUUAGGGUCAUAAUAAAUAAUGCUUCUGUGAACAUA
Diceros bicornis minor is the source of this 3537-nucleotide messenger RNA. It is a transcript of the gene ZNF382, whose product is annotated as zinc finger protein 382. NCBI's taxonomy places the organism in Eukaryota, Metazoa, Chordata, Mammalia, Perissodactyla, Rhinocerotidae. Gene Ontology annotation, molecular function: DNA-binding transcription repressor activity, RNA polymerase II-specific. The record is from RefSeq and is a predicted model, not a curated record. The transcript is spliced from 4 exons. Gene Ontology annotation, biological process: negative regulation of transcription by RNA polymerase II. The coding region runs from base 1150 to 2808 and encodes 552 amino acids.